AUGAAGGUGGACAAUGUUACAACUCUCAUUGAAUCACUUCAAUCAAACGGUCAUAAUCUCCUGCAAUCCUGUAGUACAAAUGGCAACAAUAACACACCAUUUCAUAUAAAUCAAAAUAACCAAUCAAAGAAAAGAAAAAAUCAUAUUCAUACAGAUGAACAUGGACAAGUUAAAAGAACAUGCUCAUCAUCAAAUCAAAAUAUGCACCAUUCAACAACUUUUUCAUUAGAUGCUACAAGCUCAAAUAAUGCUAUUACUGAUUCGGAUGAUGAAGACUCAAAUGAGAAAUUUCAGACCAUACAACUCAAUGAUAAAGAAGCUCAUUACACAACACCUUGGACUUUCGGACCUCCUUCAUAUACAUGUCAAUAUUGUAGUGCUAUUCUAUGGUAUGAGGAAAGAACAAAUAGAACCCGAGAGGUCACACAUCCCAAAUUCUCAUUUUGUUGUAUGCAAGGAAAAGUACAUAUACCCUUAUUCAAGGAAGCACCUCCUUUGCUCAAAUAUCUCCUCGGACCUGAUUCAGGCCAAAAAGGGAUUAAAUUCAGAAAAAAUAUUAGAGCUUACAACUCAAUGUUUGCGUUUACAUCAAUGGGAGGUCGAAUCGAUAACUUAAUCAAUCAAUCACAAGGUUCGUAUGUAUUUCGGAUGAGCGGUCAAAAUUAUCACCACAUUGGUUCGUUGUUGCCAGAACAUGAAAAAAAUCCACAGUUCGCUCAGCUCUACAUAUAUGAUACAGAAAAUGAGACAGAAAAUAGAAUCGCCACAAUUCAAAAAACCAAGCCAACAACUGAGAUUGAACAUGAUAUUGUCAAUCAAUUAUCUCAAAUGUUGGAUCAACAUAAUAGUUUGGUGAAAUCCUUUAGAAUGGCAAGGGAUAGAUUCAAAGAACAACCAGAAUGUACGUUCCGUUUACGACUUUUAAGUACUCGGACAAAAGAUGGUCGUCAAUACAACUUGCCAACAGUAUCUGAAGUAGCCGGCUUGAUAGUGGGUGAUUUCAAUGAAGAGAACUGCGAACGGGAUGUUAUUGUAGAGCACCGAACUAACGGACUUCAAAGAAUCACAGAUUUACAUCCAAGUUUUAUGCCUAUGACAUACCCAUUGAUACACCCUUAUGGUGAAGAUGGAUAUAGGCUUCGCAUACCUUUUAGAGGUGAACUUGAGAACGAAUCUGAUACAAAAAAGUUGACAAUGAGACAAUACUAUUGCUUUAGGUUGCAGCAAAGACUAAAUGAGGGGCACAGUCUUCUUCAAGCUGGUAGAUUAUUGCAACAAUAUAUAGUAGAUUGUUACAUGGCGAUUGAAGAAGAAAGAUUUAGAUGGAUACGAAAUAACCAAAAACAACUUAGAUCAGAACUUUACUCUGGUUUAAUGGAUGUUGUUCAUAGAGGUGAUUCAGAUUGUUCAAAAGUUGGAAAAGUAAUUAUUUUGCCUUCGUCACACUGUGGGGGACCCCGAUAUAGAGUGCAAAAUUAUCAAGAUGCUAUGGCCAUUUCUAAAUGGGCAGGAUACCCUGAUUUAUUUCUUACUUUCACUUGCAAUCCAAAGUGGCCAGAAAUAAAUGACAUGCUCAGUUUAAUUGGUCAAAAAGAUGAUGCUAAUAGAGUGGAUGUCAUAUGCAGAGUUUUUGAGAUAAAGUUAUUUCAACUAAUGGAAGAUUUGAAAAACCAACAACCAUUCGGAAAAAUAAUUGCAUGUAUAUACACAAUUGAGUUCCAAAAAAGAGGCUUGCCCCAUGCACACAUAUUGCUUUUCUUGCAUUCGACAAUGAAAAAUCCUUCAGCAAACCAUAUUGAUAAAAUAAUAAGUGCAGAAAUUCCAGACAGAAACAUUGAUCCGGAUGGUACUCAUGUCGAAAAGAAAGGUGUAUUCCUAGAUAAUCGAUAUGUAGUUCCUUACAAUAGGAAUUUGAUUGUAAAGUUUGAUGCACAUAUUAAUGUUGAAAUUUGCAAUUACUCAAGAUCGACCAAAUACCUUUUCAAGUAUGUUCAUAAAGGAUCUGAUAGAACGACUGCAACAUUGGAAUCUAUUGACACUACCGAACAAAUUGAUGAAAUCAAAACAUAUUUGGAUUGUAGAUAUAUAUCAGCAACUGAAGCUUGCUGGAGAAUCUUCCAAUUUGACAUACAUUACAGAAAGCCAGCAGUUGAAAGAUUGCCGUUUCAUUUACCAGGAGAGCAUACAAAGGAUAUUUGA
Molecule: messenger RNA, 2199 nt
Organism: Cannabis sativa
Lineage: Eukaryota; Viridiplantae; Streptophyta; Magnoliopsida; Rosales; Cannabaceae
Exons: 7
Coding region: 1-2199 (732 amino acids)
Source: RefSeq, a predicted model, not a curated record